GAGCGGAGAACACGAGAGGGCGUCACAUCAAAACAUCAAAAUGGACAGAGACAGUGACUAUCUCGGCAAAUAUCGUGCUAUUUCUGGCAAAUUGAAGAAGCGUUUCUUACGCAAGCCAAAUGUUGCUGAAGCAGCUGAUGAGUUUGGAAAUCUAGCCAAGGUUUUACAUAACCAAGAAUGUCCAUCAUAUGCAGCUCUAUUCAGUCUAGCCAAGGCCAGAUGUGAACACACCCUAGCAAACCAUCCAGCUGAAGUCCAUGCUCUGGUGGAAGCGGCCCAUGAGUUCCUAGAUGCUGAGUGGAGCGACAGGUCCAUGCACUGCCCAAACUUUGAAGAGAACCUCUGUGCAGCCAUCAACUGCUACAACCACGCUGUCAGGGUGAGUAUUGAGCAUAAGCAGCCAGCCCUGUCAGCAACACUCUGCCUCCAACUAGGGAACAGUCUCAGGAGAUUAAAGAAACCUGCAGAUGCAAUGGGGCAUUAUCAGAAGGCAGCGGAACUUCAAUACCAGUGUCCAUUGGAUUGUCUGCAUUCAUUAGGGAAAGUUGCAUCAUGCAAAAUUGAAAUAGGUGAUUUUGAUGGUGCAUUAGCGGUCCUGACAGAGAUGGAAUACCUGGUUCGAGAUAGGGGUAUCAUAGGAUCUAAUAACCUACCCAUCGGAUCAUUCUCAGACAUCCUAGCUAGCUGUGAGAUCAGUAGAGUACUUCUUCUAAUGCUAUUACAGCCCACACCUCAGCGUAUACGACCGGAGCAUGCACAGACGUUAGAGAAGUACACCUGGGAAAGUGACGAAACUAACCCAGCUACUGAAUGCAUCACUGAAGAAGUCUUUCUCCUGCUCCAAUCAGUUGUGAUGGCUUGCCAGUCUAAAGACGCUGAAUCAUUGAAGAAACUACAGGCUGAUUUAUGGUGUCACUUAUCAGCAGAACAGAAUCACAUACUCCACCUAGUCUUGGAGCAGAUAGCACUACCCCCUCAAGAAGCAAGUGCAAUAUGAACAAGACGCCAUGUAUAGCACAGGAAACAAAACUUGGUCAUAUUCCAGAUUGAACAGUGCAAUAUCCAUGGACUGAAAGUUGGAUUUGAACGAUCAUCCACAUAAUGCAUGUACAGUAUGUGUGAUAGCGUUAUACAUCUAUACAUGUGUUCUUUGGGUUACAUGUAAAAUUAGGUUGGUAAAUUUGAUAACGAAAUAGGAUUUAUAAUUCUGAAGGUUCAUGAAUUUGAAAAUGAAUUUGGAAUUAUGAACCUUCAGAAUAUUAAACUUUUUUUCUUCUUCAGAAUUACAAGCCAAUCCAUAUUUCAUUUUUUAAAUCAUGAAACCCCUACUAUGAAAAUUUGUUAUUUGGAAUUAUAAAUGUAUGAACCUUUGGAAUUAUGAAGCAUUUGAAGAACAAACACUUUAGAAGAAAAAAAAGGAAAGUUUUCUCAUUCACAAAUUGAGGCUUUCUGUAACACCAUAUCAUUGCCUUACUGAAAAGGCUGAAAGGAUUUGCGAAUACCCACUACCCAUGAAACCUACAGAGAACAUCUAGUGUCCUCAUGCGUUUAAUGUAGGUCCUAUCAAAGUUCUCAUGCCUAAUUCCUAAUAUGGUACUUCUUGUUUAUGUUGAAUAACAUACAUUGCAUUAACAAUUUUGUAAAGGUUUUUAAUGAAUUCUGGAAAAAGGCCGUCGAUCAAAAGCUCUAUAAAAGACGUUGUGUGUUGUCUUGUGCUAUCCUAUCCAACUUGCAUUCAUAUUAUUCAGUUAAAACUCAACAAAAUGCUGGAAAAGUAGUAUCUACCCCCAUGUAGAAUACAGUUGUAGUUGAUCAAAUUUUCAUUCAAUUUUUUGUGGAGUCAGGACCGAUGCAAGAGAGAUCAUACCGUCUUGUGUCAAGCUUUUAUAAUUGCUUAUUUGCUGAGAAGCAAAACUUAUCAUACAACUCAGUAAGUCACUUACUAGAGCAAGAGGUCAUGUUUUAUUGAGCAUCUGUGUACAUCGUGUUCCAGUGUUUUCAAGAAUUGUAAGGUAGCCUAGCGAAAUGUAGUUCCAUGGCACAAAAACACGCGUUCGGACACAACAAGUGUAAUAGUAAGUGAUAUUUGCUAAUUCCAUUUUUUUUUUUGUGGAAAAUUUAGCCAACAUUAAGCCUCAUUGAGCUGGUAUAUGCAUUUAUCAGCGCCAUAUCCUAACAUUUGAUUUUGUUUUCAACAACAAUGCAAUUCACGUUUUUGACACGUCUUUUUGUGCCACAUUUCGCUAAGCAACCUAACAAAGGUCCAGUGAGAGAUAUUAUAAUAGGAAGAGAAAAUGUUUUUUAAAAUGUUAUAUAAAGUACUGUUGUAUAUUACGUGUAUAUGUAAAAUUUAGAGACCAUAUGUAAAUUGUAGAAGACUUGCUUAAUAAAAUGUUAUCACAU
Molecule: messenger RNA, 2403 nt
Organism: Strongylocentrotus purpuratus (purple sea urchin)
Lineage: Eukaryota; Metazoa; Echinodermata; Echinoidea; Camarodonta; Strongylocentrotidae
Product: factor VIII intron 22 protein
Exons: 12
Coding region: 41-997 (318 amino acids)
Biological process (GO): vesicle cytoskeletal trafficking
Cellular component (GO): early endosome
Molecular function (GO): protein binding
Source: RefSeq, a predicted model, not a curated record